Molecule: messenger RNA, 495 nt
Organism: Fusarium musae
Lineage: Eukaryota; Fungi; Ascomycota; Sordariomycetes; Hypocreales; Nectriaceae
Exons: 1
Coding region: 1-495 (164 amino acids)
Source: RefSeq, a predicted model, not a curated record
AUGAGCACUAAUCAAGCACCCGCAUUUUCACAAUCCGCCGACCCUGAUCGUCAGGAAUGGGUAGCCGCAAUGGCCAAACACGCCAAAUACGAGGCUUUUCGUCACAGAAUGCACAAUUUCGUCACAAAUAUGGAAACCAUGAGAGAGUCUCUGCAAAUCAACUCCCGAAUCGCUGGCGCCGAUACUGACGCCGGAAGAGGUAUGGCGGCGUUGAGUCAGCAGAUGCUCGAGAAGACCGACAGGAUCAAGAAGGGUUUCACGAAGCUCGACGGUUUGUACGCAGAUAUUGGUCGCAGAAAACCGCUUAUCGAGGCGCAUCUCGAACCUGGGGCGAGUUUUAAUGAUGAGCCCUCUGCCCAGAUACGCGUAGCGUCGGACCUUUUGAACGGGUUCGCACGAGGUAUUGAUGUGAUGGACCGGAUGUGGGAUAGCCUGAUGGCUUGCUCGAGACGGGCUCAGAUGUAUUUGAACAUGGCCAGGAAUCAAGGUCGUUGA